UCUCCUUCCCAAUUCCCAAAUUCAAGUUCAAGCCCACUUCGAGUUUAUUCUGAUAUGAAGCUUUCUCUUCAAGUCGCCCUCCUUGCUCUUGCUGCUGUUGGAGCUAACGCAGCAAGCAGGAAGAAGCGAGACGUUGCUGAAAGCGCCAUAGCCGAAACCACCACCGCAACCACUGGACCUUUAACUUUGACUGCUACCAGAGUAUUCAAUACUCUUAUUCCAGAGGCUCCGUAUAUGACUGCGGUUACUACUGAGGUGGUUUGGACACAAUACCCUGCGUCUUCCUCAGCCUGAUCUCGCUUGUAGCUAGAACGCGACGAACCUCGCCGAACGAAUGUCGCGGGAAAUCUGUUUGAACUUUACAACAUUCGUUACAUUCACUCGUGCUAUCCAGUAUCCGUUACAUUGUACUUGGACUCUAAUUAUCAAAGGUGCUAUAUAAGACUUUCUUUCCAGUGGUUUUUUUCGGUUCUUUAACACUUAGUACGUCAUCGCUCAAGACGCUCGAUAAGGCUUGAUAUCAACAGCUUUGACCAUUGGAAAAAGACAAAAGUUGGCUAAUAGAUAUUUAGCUACGAUCGGCGGAAUGGUGGAUUACUUGGAUGGUUACGAGUUUAGCUGAAGGCGUCAGCCUCAUCAGUUUGUCCAAACAAGACUGUGAAUCAUGUCUCGU
Molecule: messenger RNA, 673 nt
Organism: Lentinula edodes (shiitake mushroom)
Lineage: Eukaryota; Fungi; Basidiomycota; Agaricomycetes; Agaricales; Omphalotaceae
Exons: 4
Coding region: 55-294 (79 amino acids)
Source: RefSeq, a predicted model, not a curated record